Molecule: messenger RNA, 616 nt
Organism: Tribolium madens (black flour beetle)
Lineage: Eukaryota; Metazoa; Arthropoda; Insecta; Coleoptera; Tenebrionidae
Product: FUN14 domain-containing protein 1B-like
Exons: 4
Coding region: 143-514 (123 amino acids)
Biological process (GO): autophagy of mitochondrion
Cellular component (GO): mitochondrial outer membrane
Source: RefSeq, a predicted model, not a curated record
UCCUACGGUUUCGCGACCUUCGACUUGCCUGGUGGAUAAACCCCAACAAAAGUCAAAUAUGACAAGAAUAUUAAUAGAACCGUCAAUUUUAUAAAAUAUAUUUUUCUGAUAUACACCCAACAAUCCAUAAAAUUAAAAAAAAAUGCAAGCACAGAAAGGAGGGGAAAAGGCAAAACAGUCCCUCAAUCAAGCUGCGAAAUUAUUAAAUCAAAACGGUUUUGCCAAACAACUGAUUACUGGGACUGCUUCAGGAUGGUUUACAGGAGCUGUUGUGAAGCAUGCUGGCAAAGGUAUUUCUCUUGUACUAGGAAGUGGCAUAAUUUUGCACCAAAUUGCUCACAAUCAAGGGAUCAUUAAACAAGAUCUUGAUACCUUGAAGGAAUUAGCUCAGAAAAAGGCCAGUGAAAUGAGCAAAAAUACUCCUGCUAUUCAAAAGAUGAGAGGGUUUGCAUCUAAAAACAAGGUCUUCACAGCUGGUUUUCUUGGUGGUUUCCUUAUUGGUGUCGCUUUAUAAACACUGUUUUAUUAAAUUAUUUACAUGAUAUACUCAUUUUAGUUUUUUUUUUUGUAGAGAAGAAUUAUUAAGUAAACGUGGUGAUAUAUGUUGAAAUGUUAA